AUGUCGACCGGUACUAUCUUCAAUCAGCCUAAGACGGCUGUUCAAUUGCCGCAGGAGCUGAUCGAUGCUAUAAAUAAUGGAGCUGAACCCUACCCUAUUCCCGAGGGAAAAGAGUAUGGCUAUGGCACUGCUGGUCGUACGGCGCGCGCCCUCAUCCAACUACCCUCAGCUGAUCGUUCUAGCAAGGCUGGCUUGGACCAUGUCAUGUACACGGUUGGCCUCAUCGCGGCUGCAAGAUCCAAAAAGCGGAAUGCUACUAUUGGUGUCAUGAUCACUGCCUCUCACAACCCCGCAGAAGACAAUGGCGUUAAGCUGGUAGAUCCAAUGGGUGACAUGCUUGAGCAAUCAUGGGAAAGCUAUGCCACUGUCCUGGCUAAUACUCCCAGCAAUGAGCUUGGCAAGGCAUAUGAGACGCUCGUUAAUGACGAGUUGGUAGACGAGCUUCGGAAGAUCCAUGACCGUCCCGCGAAAGUCAUCUUCGGCCGUGACACUCGUCCCUCAGGCAUUCAUCUUGUCAAGGCCCUCAAGGCUGCUCUUGAUGCGGUCAAGGUCGAGUACACCGACUACGGGAUUCUGACUACGCCACAGCUGCACUACCUUGUUCGCUGUAUCAAUACAAAGGGUACCCCUUAUGAGUUCGGCGAGCCCACCGAGCAGGGAUACUACGAAAAGAUGGCCAAAGCGUUCAAGUCUCUUAUGCAUGGCCGUACUAUCCAAGGACCGGUGACUGUCGACUGUGCCAAUGGCGUGGGUGGCCCCAAGCUCAGAGAACUCGUCAAGUACAUCCCUUCGGCUUCAGAAGGUGGCAUCGAUAUCAAAGUCACUAACGACGAUACGCUGAAUCCGGACGUCUUAAACUACGAGUGCGGUGCCGACUACGUCAAAACCAAGCAGCGUGCGCCUCCCACAUCCACUGCUAACCCCAAUGAACGCCACGCCUCGCUUGACGGCGAUGCCGACAGGGUUGUGUACUACUAUACUGACAGCAGCAACACCUUCCACCUUUUGGAUGGAGACCGCAUCGCAACACUAGGUGCGGCCUUCUUGGCGGACAUGACGCGCUCCGCUGGCAUCGAUAGCAAGCUUAAAAUCGGAAUCGUCCAGACCGCCUAUGCCAAUGGCGCCGCGACCGAAUACGUCGAAAAGGUACUCAAGCUCCCUGUAGAGUGCACAAAUACUGGUGUUAAGCACUUGCACCAUGCGGCGGCACGUUUCGACAUCGGCGUGUACUUCGAGGCCAACGGACAUGGCACAAUCUUGUUCAGCGAGAACGCCAUUCGAACAAUUCGCGAGACGGACCCAAAAUCCCCCGGCCAGAAACACGCACUAGACUCGCUAUCCGCCUGCAUCGACCUCAUCAACCAGGCCGUCGGAGAUGCUCUGUCCGAUCUACUGUUUGCCGAGGUGGUGCUGGCGCACAAAUCCUGGACUCCAGAAAACUGGCGCAACACCUACAUCGACCUGCCCAACUUUCUGAAGCGCGUCGAGGUGCCUGACCGACGCAUCUUCAAGGCUGUGGAUGCUGAGCGGAAGCUGGAGUCACCCAAGGGCAUGCAAGAGGAGAUUGACGGUUUGGUUCGCCUCUACGACCGUGGACGCAGCUUCGUGCGGGCCAGUGGCACCGAAGAUGCAGUGCGCGUAUAUGCAGAAGCAGGCAACCGCACUGAGGCCGGUAAGCUGGCAAGUAGUGUGGAAGCACUGGUCAAGCGAUUUGCGACAUCAUAA
Cyphellophora europaea CBS 101466 is the source of this 1725-nucleotide messenger RNA. RefSeq lists its product as uncharacterized. Bases 1 to 1725 code for a protein of 574 amino acids. The transcript has 5 exons. Gene Ontology annotation, biological process: carbohydrate metabolic process; UDP-N-acetylglucosamine biosynthetic process. Lineage: Eukaryota; Fungi; Ascomycota; Eurotiomycetes; Chaetothyriales; Cyphellophoraceae. The record is from RefSeq and is a predicted model, not a curated record. Gene Ontology annotation, molecular function: phosphoacetylglucosamine mutase activity; magnesium ion binding.